AUGGGAAAUCAAGGCGAAAUAAAUUCACCGAGACAACUCGACAAUAAUGAAAGGAGUAAUGAAACACAGGAUAAUCAACAAGAACUAAACAAGAUGAUAAUUGUCAUUUACGCCCUCCUCAAAAAAAAAAAGAAAACUCGAGCCCUGAAAAUUUUGGCCGUUGGAAAUGUUACCGGUAUUUGGUCUAUUUCUGCUUAUUUUUUUGCAUUGUCACUUCUUGUUGUCGUUACGGAUACAAAAAAUACUACUGCCUUGGAAUGUGGGAAUGUGAAAUCGCAUCAGGAACUGUUGAUGACAAAGGUGAAAGAAGGAGACGUGUACAAUAAGCAAAAGAGAAAAAACAAAAAUCCAGUCAUUCCAUCUGACUGGAUGUAUAUCAUUAUUGAAUAA
Loa loa (African eye worm) is the source of this 390-nucleotide messenger RNA. RefSeq lists its product as hypothetical. The record is from RefSeq and is a predicted model, not a curated record. Lineage: Eukaryota; Metazoa; Nematoda; Chromadorea; Rhabditida; Onchocercidae. The transcript is spliced from 5 exons. Bases 1 to 390 code for a protein of 129 amino acids.